Fusarium odoratissimum NRRL 54006 is the source of this 1233-nucleotide messenger RNA. RefSeq lists its product as uncharacterized. Bases 1 to 1233 code for a protein of 410 amino acids. The transcript has a single exon. The record is from RefSeq and is a predicted model, not a curated record. Lineage: Eukaryota; Fungi; Ascomycota; Sordariomycetes; Hypocreales; Nectriaceae.
AUGACUCCCUGUCGAUUACCCCCACCAGUCGAUAUCGCCGACUCGCCAAACACCGUUGAAGUCUACAUCAUAGACACAACGAGCUUCAUGAGCGGGUUCCCCGCCUCAACCUUUGUGGAACCUCUCGUACCUGGGUUCGACACAAUCAACGUCGGAUCAUACUCCUUCCUCAUCAAACACCCUGGCUCCAACACGAAAUAUGAUACUAUGGUAUUUGACCUCGGCGUGCGAAAGGACUGGGAGAGUCUCCCAGAGACUUUUGUCGCUGGUAUUAAGUCAAGUGGAUGCAAGAUUGAGGUGCAAACAGACGUCGCCUCAAUCCUACGCGAGAAUGGACAGAGUCUCGAUGACGUUGGGGCUAUUAUUUGGUCGCAUUGGCAUUUUGAUCAUGCUGGUGACCCACAAACCUUUCCAAUGAGAACGGAUCUUAUUGUUGGUCCAGGGUUCAAGAAGAAUAUGAUACCAGGUUACCCCACUGUGAGAGACUCGCAUGUCAAUGAAACAGCGUGGGAGGGUCGUGAGUUGAUAGAGAUCGACUUCAAAGGAGAAAGGGGUCUGAAAAUUGGCAAAUUUGAGGCUUAUGACUUCUACAGCGAUGGAAGCUUUUACCUCUUGAGCUCGCCAGGCCAUGCAGUCGGGCACAUGUCUGCUCUAGCUCGCACAACUACCGAUCCCCCUUCUUUCAUGCUUCUGGGCGGUGACAUCGCUCAUCACUGUGGCGAGUUCAGACCAUCGCCGUAUACCCCCCUACCCACGAUGAUCUCUCCAAACCCUCUCGGUCGAAAUCUCUCCGCUUGCCCCGGAAGGCUCUUCCUCAACAUCCACCCUUGGAAGGACCCAGAGAGACCAUUCUUUGACCCAACAACAGAGCCAGGAUGGCACCUAGAAGCGGUGGAGGCAAAGGAGAGUAUUGACAAGCUGAUCGAGGCAGAUGCCUACGAUAAUAUCUUUCCUGUCAUGGCUCAUGAUAUGACCCUGGGUGAGACGGUGGAGUUGUAUCCAAAGAAGGCUAAUGACUGGAUGGUGAGAGGUUGGAAGGAGGCGACGCGGUGGGGAUUCUGUGGAGAGUUUACGCCAAUGGAGGAGAUGGAUACUAAAGGACAGCCAGCGCAGAUUACGGGGUUUCAUGAGAUUCACGAGUCGACAGAGGCUGGUUCUCAGAAAGUGUCGAUUGUGCAUCUUGAGUAUAAGGGGGAGGAGAAGAAAGCGGAGCUCCACAAUCUACUACUAUGA